CAAGCAACGUGUGUGUCAGAUCCUUCAACUUCCACACCAGAAUGACUCAUCUGUAUUUACGUGAAGAUCGACCAAUCACGCGUCCGAAUGGACGUCAUUACGCUUUGUGCUUCUUCCCUGAGACUCGCUAUUGCGCAGAAAACGACAUGCAAAAAAAAUGCUGAGUCUGCAUAUUAUUAAGAAAGUAGGAAAAGUCAAUGGCCGCGAAUCGUUACUUUGGCCACACUCUUUCAAUAAUUCGGCCAUAGCGAAUGCCGCAUGAUUAAGAGUUUCUUUUUCUUGUGCGUAUGCAUUUGCAUAUUGAAGAGCGAUUUACAUUUCCGGCUUGGAUUUGACUGGCGAGUCAUUCGAGAACGAAGCAAUUUUUGAUCAAUUUCCACGUAGUCAUGGCAGGAAUAAAAUCUAAGAAACCGAGUGCUCUCGCGAAGUUGUACUUGGCGUCGUAUAAUUUUGUCCAGACUUUAGGAUGGAGUUACUUACUAUGUCAGAUUAUACGACAUUACAUUGAGCCUUCCUCUGGUAGUACUUUGUGGGAUAAAACCAAAGUACCUGUAAUUAUUUUUCAGAAUGCAGCUCUAUUGGAGAUAAUGCAUGCAGCAACCGGAUUGGUACCAUCAAGUGUUAUAGUUACAACGUUUCAAAUCUUCAGCCGUGUUAUGCUUGUAGACGGAGUGAUGUUAGCUACUCCUGUCACAUAUGCUGCUGCAUCCCUAGGUCUUCCACUAGCUCUCACUGCAUGGUCUAUUACAGAAAUCAUUAGAUACUUGUACUAUUUCUUAAAUCUUAUUGGCAUUGUACCAUAUGCAUUAGUCUGGCUGAGAUACACCACGUUCAUUGUAUUGUACAUAAUGGGUGUGACUGGUGAAUUGUUGUGUUGCUAUGCUGCUGUAAAAUACGCCAGUGCUAAUCCCUAUGCGUGGAGUUACGUCUUACCAAACAAUUGGAACUUUACGUUUAGCUAUUUGUACUUCAUGAUAGCAUAUAUGCUAAUGUACAUUCCAGGUUUUCCACCACUUUAUUUGCACAUGUGGGCGCAAAGGCGUAAAGUACUUAACCCUGGUGCGAAGAAGUUAAAUUAGCUUAGAAAUCUGUAUAAUAAUAAAAUAUUUUGUUAUACAUAUAAUUUUUAUAUUAUUCUCAUGACAUUUAUAUGUACAAAGAAAAGGAUGGGAGAGGGAUUUAUGUGAAAUGUAAAUGGUAAUUUAUAUGAAAAAAUAGAUUUAUAUAC
Molecule: messenger RNA, 1228 nt
Organism: Monomorium pharaonis (pharaoh ant)
Lineage: Eukaryota; Metazoa; Arthropoda; Insecta; Hymenoptera; Formicidae
Gene: Hacd1
Product: very-long-chain (3R)-3-hydroxyacyl-CoA dehydratase 2
Exons: 6
Coding region: 387-1079 (230 amino acids)
Biological process (GO): very long-chain fatty acid biosynthetic process; fatty acid elongation; sphingolipid biosynthetic process
Cellular component (GO): endoplasmic reticulum membrane
Molecular function (GO): 3-hydroxyacyl-CoA dehydratase activity
Source: RefSeq, a predicted model, not a curated record